Pogonomyrmex barbatus (red harvester ant) is the source of this 678-nucleotide messenger RNA. RefSeq names its product translocase of inner membrane 8 (gene Tim8). Lineage: Eukaryota; Metazoa; Arthropoda; Insecta; Hymenoptera; Formicidae. The record is from RefSeq and is a predicted model, not a curated record.
UCAAUACGCUCAAAAAAUGUAUAAACAAAUAUUAACCUAACCUUACGUACGUUUUCAUUCCUCGUGUCUACGGCCUACAGUUCAUAAUCCACGUGCACGAUUCGGAAAGAUCGAGAAUACUCUCAAAAUUCUGCAAUUCUUGAUCAUAAUUUUGAAACAUGUCAGACGUAUUUGACAGCAGCUCCUUUUCCGACAAAGACAACAAAGGAAUCGAUCCCGAAUUGGCGGAGCUUUUAAUGGUUGAGAAGCAGAAGGCACAAUUUAAUGCACAGAUUCACGAGUUCAACGAUUUUUGUUGGGAUAAGUGCGUCGAUAAGCCAGGAAGUAAGUUGGACGGCCGCACGGAAACAUGUAUAAACAAUUGCGUUGAUAGAUUCAUAGAUGUUUCACUCUUUGUUACAAAUCGCUUUGCACAAUUAAUACAAAACUCUAUAGGAAAAUAAAAUUUUUAUACAGUAUACCAUUUGGAUAUACUAUGUAUACGAGUAAAAUUGUAUUGAUAAUAGCAUAAGAUUAUCGUAAAUAUUAAAUUUGACAUCACAAUUUGGCGUCACAUUUAUAAUUUAAUAUUUGUGAAUACAAUUUGUGAAUAAAAUUAUGUUAUAACAUUAUAUGUGAAAAUCGAUAUCUUCUUCCAUGUAACAAAUCCAAUAAGAUAUUCAUUUUUAUCACAAAAAA